Messenger RNA from Gongylonema pulchrum, 327 nucleotides. Lineage: Eukaryota; Metazoa; Nematoda; Chromadorea; Rhabditida; Gongylonematidae. The record is from the annotation of a GenBank genome assembly.
AUGGAGAUACUUUUGACCCUGACCUUGAUCCGGUUGAAUAAACUUUUGAACUCGCUGCCAGCUGCUAAUGAUAAAGGGCCGAUUACUGGUUGUUCGUUGAGCGAAGUGAAUGAUGUUAAAAGCGAUUUCUUGAAACUACCUGAAAGUGUUCGGGAAUUUGGACUGGUAGUAAUGCCAAUGGCUGUCGAUGAAGAACCCAAUUACACGUUGUUAAUUUCGAUUAUGAAGAAUUUGUCCGGUUCGCAGCAUCUCAACGAUCCAUACGACUGGGAGAAUGAUUACAGGGAAGUGUUAAAGGAGCAAAAAUUAGUGUCAUUUGCCCGAUAA